This is a messenger RNA of Engraulis encrasicolus (European anchovy), 632 nucleotides long. Its product is annotated as ATP-dependent DNA helicase RecQ-like. Gene Ontology annotation, cellular component: nucleus; cytoplasm; chromosome. Gene Ontology annotation, molecular function: 3'-5' DNA helicase activity; four-way junction helicase activity; ATP binding. The record is from RefSeq and is a predicted model, not a curated record. The transcript has 2 exons. Lineage: Eukaryota; Metazoa; Chordata; Actinopteri; Clupeiformes; Engraulidae. Gene Ontology annotation, biological process: double-strand break repair via homologous recombination. The coding region runs from base 242 to 562 and encodes 106 amino acids.
AGCACGAAAGAAACAAGAAAGAUGGCGGCGGCAAUGGAAUAGCGCUUGUUUGAUUCAGCCUUGGCAUCAAUUUUGGAAGAAUUAGACUUGGGGUUUUCGUUAAAACGUGAGCAAGAGGAGGCUCUACGUUCAUUCAUUUUUAAGAAGGACGUUUUCGCCGUGUUAAAGACAGGCUAUGGCAAAAGUCUUAUCUACCAGUUAGCUCCACUGGUAGCCAAAAUGAUGGGGCUCUGAAAACCUGAUGGUAGUAGUCGUCUCGCCCUUGUUAGCCCUAAUGGAAGACCAGGUGAAGGAGGCGAGCAAUUUUGGACUCACUGCCAUGCAACUGGGCGUCGAUAAUCCAGCAAACAUCAGAAGGGGUCAGUGCCAGUUGGUGUUCGGCAGUCCGGAGGCAUGGGUUUUGCAGAACAAGUGGCGCGACAUGUUGGGGACCAAAGUCUUCCAGGACAACGUCCUCUGCGUUGUGGUGGACGAGGUUCACCUUAUUUACAAAUGGGGGAAACGUGGCAAAGGGGAGAAGGUCUUCAGGGAGUGUUUUGGCAAGCUAGGAGAACACAUCUGACAGACAAAAAUGUUUCAUCAAAGACACACAGACAGGUAAGCUAGUUCUAUCAUCUGUGGAAAGAUGUCUU